AUGCAGAAGGCGGGCGGGCCGAAGGAGCGCCUCUACAAGCUGCUGGUCAUCGGCGACCUGGGCGUGGGCAAGACCAGCAUCAUCAAGCGCUACGUCCACCAGAACUUCUCGCCCCACUACCGGGCCACCAUCGGCGUGGAUUUCGCCCUCAAGGUGCUCACCUGGGACCCGGAGACGGUGGUCCGGCUCCAGCUCUGGGACAUCGCCGGUCAGGAAAGGUUUGGCAACAUGACCCGUGUCUAUUACCGAGAAGCAAUGGGAGCAUUUAUUGUCUUUGAUGUGACAAGACCGGCAACUUUUGAAGCCGUAACCAAAUGGAAAGAGGAUUUAGACACUAAGCUGACUCUCCCCAGCGGCCAACCUGUGCCGACAGUUCUCUUGGCAAACAAAUGCGAUCAAGGCAAAGACGUCCUUGUGAACAACGGCAUGAAGAUGGAGCAGUUUUGCACGGAGAACGGCUUUGUGGGAUGGUUCGAAACUUCGGCGAAGGAAAACAUAAACAUUGAUGAAGCUUCCAGGUGUCUGGUGAAACACAUCAUUGCUAGUGAGAGCAACCCAAUGCAGCCCAUUGAACCGGACAUCGUUAAACCCCACUUGAAUUCCUCCAAACUCGCCAGCUGUUCAGCUUGCUUUAAACCCUAAGCAAUUUCCAAGCUGUUCGCGGACAUGGGAACUGAGCAAAUAACUCGUGAAGAAAAUUUCUACCCCAGUGCAUCUGCCCAUAUUCGGCUGCUCCCAGCCGCAAACUGAGAUCUGAAAAUGUGCAGCUCUUCCAAAUACGCAGAUGAAAAAUAAUUCGAGUUGCUCGUUUGUUCUGUGGCUAGGUCGUGCGAGAGUUUUUCUGCGAGCAUUUGAUGUUGAUUAUCUGAACUGUUUCUGUGAAUGGCCCGGGUGCUUUC
Molecule: messenger RNA, 899 nt
Organism: Eublepharis macularius
Lineage: Eukaryota; Metazoa; Chordata; Lepidosauria; Squamata; Eublepharidae
Gene: RAB38
Product: RAB38, member RAS oncogene family
Exons: 3
Coding region: 1-642 (213 amino acids)
Biological process (GO): phagosome-lysosome fusion; endosome to lysosome transport
Cellular component (GO): trans-Golgi network; late endosome; lysosome
Molecular function (GO): GTP binding; GTPase activity
Source: RefSeq, a predicted model, not a curated record